GGCCAAAUUGUCCUCGGUGGGGAGCAUCUCUGAGGAGGAGACGUGUGAGAAGCUCAAGGGCCUGAUCCAGAGGCAGGUGCAGAUGUGCAAGCGGAACUUGGAGGUGAUGGACUCGGUGCGCCGCGGUGCCCAGCUGGCCAUUGAGGAGUGCCAGUACCAGUUCCGGAACCGGCGCUGGAACUGCUCCACGCUUGACUCCCUGCCCGUCUUUGGCAAGGUGGUGACGCAAGGGACUCGGGAGGCGGCCUUCGUGUAUGCCAUCUCUUCAGCAGGUGUGGCCUUUGCAGUGACACGGGCAUGCAGCAGUGGGGAGCUGGAAAAAUGCGGCUGUGACCGAACAGUGCACGGGGUCAGCCCACAGGGCUUCCAGUGGUCAGGAUGCUCGGACAACAUUGCCUACGGUGUGGCCUUCUCACAGUCCUUUGUGGACGUGCGCGAGAGAAGCAAAGGGGCCUCGUCUAGCCGAGCCCUCAUGAACCUCCACAACAAUGAGGCCGGCAGGAAGGCCAUCCUAACACACAUGCGGGUAGAAUGCAAGUGCCAUGGCGUGUCAGGAUCCUGUGAGGUAAAGACGUGCUGGCGAGCCGUGCCACCCUUCCGCCAGGUGGGCCAUGCACUGAAGGAGAAGUUUGAUGGUGCUACUGAGGUGGAGCCACGCCGCGUGGGCUCCUCCAGGGCACUGGUGCCACGUAAUGCACAGUUUAAGCCGCAUACAGAUGAGGACCUGGUGUACCUGGAGCCUAGCCCAGACUUCUGUGAGCAGGACAUGCGCAGCGGUGUGCUGGGUACAAGAGGCCGCACAUGCAACAAGACAUCCAAGGCCAUUGACGGCUGUGAGCUGCUGUGCUGUGGCCGUGGGUUCCACACAGCACAAGUGGAGCUGGCUGAACGCUGCAGCUGCAAAUUCCACUGGUGCUGCUUCGUCAAGUGCCGUCAGUGCCAGCGGCUAGUAGAGUUGCACACGUGCCGGUGACUGCACCCAGUCUGUGCCCAACAACCACCCCAAGUGGCCCAGGAAAGGCCAAUAAUUUAAACAGCUCCCACCACCUACCCCAAGAGAUACUGGUUGUAUUUUUUGUUUUGGUUUGGUUUUUGGGUCCUCAUGUUAUUUAUUGCCAAAACCAGGCAGGCAACCCCAAGGGAACCACCUGGGGCCUCUCCAAUGCCUGAGCCUUUGUGGCUGCCACUGACCAAAGGGACUUUACUCAUGCCCUGGCUGUCCACAUGUGGCCACUGCUGACCAUUUUUCUACUUGCAGACUUAAGGUGGGUAACAAGGAGUAUUACAGCACGUGGCUAUGGAACCUGCCAUCUAGGGAAACAGGGAGCCCUAUGGCAGGGAAAACAGAUGCCAUCUUGAUGGAAGUCACAUCACCUGAAAAAUAAGAGCUCUCAACUUUCUACCCCACACUUACACAGGGCCCUCUGGAAACUUGAGCCUGGUAACCUUGUCUCUCAAACUCCCUGGAAAGGGAAUGGCAGACCAGAUCAAGGGCACAGUGUGCAUUUAGCCCUCACAUAGGCAGCUAGAUGUUCUACUUCUGUUGCACCUUCCAGGCAGGAAGUGCAGGUGAGGUAAGGGCUAGAGAUCCUGGCUUGGGCCUAGCAAGUUACACCUCCAUGUGAGUCAUCCCUUAUGAUGCUGUUCUCUGUGAAACAGAAUGGAAAUCUCACACACAGACAGGAAAAGGCUGUGCAAAGAGCCCCUGAUAUCUCACUCACUUAACAAAUUUAUUAAGUAAAUAUCGUGUCCUAUGUCCUGUACUGGGGCAUUUCCCUUGACGAUCACAGCAAUCUUGGGAGCAGUGUGGUGCACACCCUGUUCACAGCAUGAGGUCAUGCUCACCAGCCCCAUGAGCCUGCCUGGCAGAGGCAGAACCAGGCUCCUCCUGAUCCCUGUACCCAGACACAGAUGCUGCAGAUCUCCUUGGAUCCGAGUCUUGGGAAGGGAGUUCUGGCUAUUAGAAAAGGUUCAGGGAAGCAGCAGGAGCCAGAGACCACAGGCUGAGCUGGGUCCCACAUGCCUGUAGAGGGAGAAAAGGCUCUGAAGUGAACAGCUGAAAGGCAGAUUAGUGAAUUGUCCACACCUCCACUCCUAGGACCUACAGGUCCCUGAGGCCCCAGGUACUGUGAGUACUGCAAAAGAUUCCCCAAGAGACAGCACAGCAGCCGGGGGCCUGACCUUGUGCACCCACCAAACUAUCAGGAUCACAGCCCAGACUUUUGUGAACAGGAUAUACUCAGACCCAACUGCUUCUCAGUUGGGCUCCCAACCACCAGAGAACUUGCUGUCAGACCAAUGUCCAAGCUGCUCACACUUUGGGGUUCUAGCCUCUAGGUUUGAAGUCCUGAGCUCUGGGUUCCCCUUUGGGGCUCCAGGAUUCCAAACUCUUGGCUCCUGGGUUCAGUGUCUGAAUGUGAAGUCUCAGAUUCAGAAUAUGGCUUCAGGCCUAGAGAAACUCUCUUCCAAGCCUCGUGGUUUAUGCCUCUUGGUGUUGGCUCCCUCACGAAAAGGGUCAAUACCCUUAUCCCCCAGCCAAGCUCUAUGCUCAUUGUCCAUCCAAGGUGGAGGCCAAAACCAAGUGAGAUGCUGGAGCCACAUUUGAAAAUAGGGAUAAUCUUGGGCAGGCUGACUCUGAUGUGGAUGAAAGCUGAGCUGACCAAGGGUCCUCACAGCUGCCCAGUUGGGCCCACUGCUCCUCUGAUAGACUUAGUUCAACUGCCUGCUCAGCACCAUGGAAAAUACUAUCCCUUACUGGCAGAGCCAGACCCAACCAGAGUGAGCAGUGGGGCCAUCCCCCUUGUAGAGUCAGCACUGAGCUACCCUCCCCAUGCAGAGGAGCAGAGAAGUGAGAUGUGUGCCUGAUCGCAGGCCUCCCUCCCCUUUCCACUCUGCCAGGAAGUGCCUCAAAGCUGGUCCUCCUGGGGUUCUGAAGGCUGCGACCUAGGUGAAUCAGACCACAUUCUAGGAACCACUGCUGAGUCCUACUGCCACUGCUGCCAAGGCCAAAGAAAUUCACAAGCCACAGGAAAAGGAGCUUCCUUGCACAUGCCCAGCUUCAAACUAUCUCUAAAAAAAGGAGGACUUGACACAGGCCCGACAUAGCCCACACUCUUGGUCACACAGAGACCUGGAAACUGGCCACAAAGUCCACAUCCUGCAUGAACCACUCUCCACUAUUCUUGUCCCAAGGCAAAAGUGAUAUCCUCUGAGGCCUAGGGCUGGAUUACACCAGCUCUGGAUGCUGCUACUCCACUCCAUUGCCCCACCCCAUCCUCCAAUUUUUAUACAAGGCUCCUUGCCAUUGUGACAUCCCUGUGACAUAGUCUGAUGCACGAUAAAAUGAUUAUUUCUUUAUCUGGCAAUUGUGGCAAUGACUUUUUUUAGUGGAAUUGGGAGAUGAGAAUAGAGACUUGGGGAAGACAUGGAAAAAUCAAUUACUAUUUACUAAACACAUAUUUAAAAAACAUUUUUACUAAAGCCUAUUCUAAAGUAGAGACCCCCCCCCUUUGCCUUGUUUCUUCCAAAAAACUGGUUUGAGGCCCCCAGGACCACCUACCUGCUAUCUGAAAUUCCACCAUUGACACAUAGAGGUUCACUCUAUGUUUCACUGAGCCAUGACCAGCUAUUUCAACCUUGGCCAUAAUGAGAUACCAGAUCUUUCCUGAGUGUAGACCUGGGAGGAGGCUCUGGUGAAGUGGGUGUUGACACAGGAGGCUCCAGCAAUGCCCUGAGGCAAAGGAAUCAGGCCUACAGCUAAAGGUAAAUUCCAGGAAUAGGGUAGGCCAGAAUAAGGAGUCAGGGCAGAGACCAUCUUAAAGCUGAAGUAAAAACCUCAGCCAAGCUGGGCACCGGUGGCUCACGCCUGUAAUCCUAGCUACUCAGGAGGCAAAGAUCAGGAGAA
Messenger RNA from Castor canadensis (American beaver), 3904 nucleotides. It is a transcript of the gene Wnt4, whose product is annotated as Wnt family member 4. Gene Ontology annotation, molecular function: cytokine activity; frizzled binding. Gene Ontology annotation, cellular component: extracellular region. Gene Ontology annotation, biological process: cell fate commitment; neuron differentiation; multicellular organism development. The record is from RefSeq and is a predicted model, not a curated record. NCBI's taxonomy places the organism in Eukaryota, Metazoa, Chordata, Mammalia, Rodentia, Castoridae.